Messenger RNA from Hemiscyllium ocellatum (epaulette shark), 2199 nucleotides. Its product is annotated as succinate--CoA ligase [ADP-forming] subunit beta, mitochondrial. The record is from RefSeq and is a predicted model, not a curated record. Lineage: Eukaryota; Metazoa; Chordata; Chondrichthyes; Orectolobiformes; Hemiscylliidae. The coding region runs from base 10 to 1407 and encodes 465 amino acids. Gene Ontology annotation, cellular component: succinate-CoA ligase complex; mitochondrion. The transcript is spliced from 11 exons. Gene Ontology annotation, molecular function: ATP binding; succinate-CoA ligase (ADP-forming) activity; metal ion binding. Gene Ontology annotation, biological process: tricarboxylic acid cycle; succinyl-CoA metabolic process.
GAGCUGACCAUGGCGGCGGUGGGAUGCUUCUUGUUUGCGGCUCGGCGAGGCUGCUGUUGCUGCCGCGGUGUUCGUGUCUGUCAUCCCCGUGGAGGGGACACGGUGUUUGGCAGGUCUUCUGGCUUACUUUCAGUCCAUGGUAUGCAAAACAUUCAGCGACAGCAGAGAAACCUUUCCUUGCAUGAGUACAUAAGUAUUGGAUUGCUAAAGGAUGCUGGCAUCUCUGUACCCAGUGGGAAAGCUGUUUCUACACCAGAUGAAGCAUAUUCUGCUGCCAAAGCAAUUGGUUCAAAGGAUCUUGUUGUAAAAGCGCAAGUGUUGGCUGGUGGCAGAGGAAAAGGGAUAUUUGAAAAUGGACUGAAAGGAGGAGUCAGAAUUGUUUAUUCUCCAGAGGAAGCCCGGGAUAUUUCUUCAAGAAUGAUUGGAAAGAAAUUAUUUACUAAACAGACAGGUGAGAAAGGAAGAAUAUGCAACCAAGUGUUCAUUUGUGAGCGAAGGUACCCCAGAAGAGAGUAUUACUUUGCAAUAACACUGGAAAGAACAUUUCAGGGGCCAGUAUUAAUAGGCAGUUCAGAAGGCGGAGUUAAUAUUGAGGAUGUAGCAGCUGAAAACCCUGAAGCAAUUGUUAAGGAACCCAUUGAUAUAAUGGAAGGCAUCAAAAAAGAGCAAGCUGUCAAGCUUGCACAGAAAAUGGGGUUUCCGAAUAAUGUGAUAGAAGAUGCAGCAGAGAAUAUGAUCAAAUUGUAUGAGCUGUUUAUCAAAUAUGAUGCCAGUAUGCUUGAGAUAAAUCCCAUGGUGGAAGAUGCCUCUGGGAUCGUGUUGUGCAUGGAUGCAAAAAUCAAUUUUGAUUCUAAUGCUGCCUAUCGACAGAAGGAUAUUUUUGCCCAGCAGGACUGGAGUCAAGAGGAUGAACAAGACAAGCAAGCAGCUGAUUUUGAUCUCAAUUAUAUUGGAUUGGAUGGAAACAUUGGUUGUUUGGUUAAUGGUGCAGGGCUAGCUAUGGCUACAAUGGAUAUCAUAAAGCUUCAUGGAGGAAAUCCUGCCAACUUUCUCGAUGUAGGUGGUGGAGCAACAGCUCAGCAAGUAAAUGAAGCCUUUAAACUUAUAACCUCAAACAAAAAUGUACUUGCUGUUCUAGUAAAUAUAUUUGGUGGCAUCAUGCGCUGUGAUGUAAUUGCUAAAGGUAUCAUUCUGGCUGUGGAGAACUUGGAUUUGAAGAUUCCAAUAGUUGUGAGAUUGCAAGGUUCAAAAGUUGAUGAUGCUAAAGCACUGAUUGCUGCCAGUAGUCUCAAGAUCCUGGGUUGUGAUGACUUGGAUGAAGCUGCGAAAAUGGUUGUAAAACUUUCAGAAAUUGUGUCAUUGGCAAAGGAGGCUCAGGUGGAUGUCAAUUUCCAGCUGCCGAUUUAAGACAUGCUUUGAAGAAAUGAUUUUGUUUGAUAUUCACAGUUGUGAUAUACUCCUCUUUAAAAUGGUUUUUUGUCCGUUUUCUUUUUUUUUGAAGAGACACUGUUACUCAUGUUACAAUACUGCACAAAAUGUAAUGUUGACCUGUUAGCAUGGCGUUCACAGAUAUAUUGUUAAAUGUUGCUUCUCCAAAUAUCGAGGAAAAGGCAGGGUUUGGAUGUAAUCCAGCUUUUUUAAAAUUAUUACCUAUCAAUUAUUUAAUGUUUGAAUGUAUGUUGAGUGGCUGUUCAAAUCCUCUUGAGCACUGAUGUGUUCAGUUAAUAGAUCCUGUAGCAGAUUGUAUGACGAGUGAUUAAUUUCAAUUUGUCUGAUGAUUUUUGUAACCUGGCUUUCAACAAAGAACUUCGUACUUUUCAGUUUGUUACACCACUAAGUAUGUCUAUGCUUUCAUUUGAAAAGCACUGGAUGUUUUAUGGGAAUGCAUUUUACAGACCAGUUGCUAACUCAUUAAUUACGUUAUUGGAAUGGUCAAUCCUCUAACCUUUGCACAUUCCUCCACUGUAACACAUGUUUCAAUAGCAAUUCGUAAAAGCAUAACCAAGACCCUCCAUUUCCAUAAAGCAAUUACUGCAAACUUGUGAAAUAAUUAACAAGUUAAUCAUAUUGAUAGAAGGGAUCACAGUCCUUUCUACAACAAAGUUUUUUUGUUCAGAGGUGUUUGCUGCUAUAUUUUAUUUGACACGGUAAACCACAAAUCAAAAAUUUAGCUCAAUUAAAAGAAACACGCACAUUAAA